CACCUCUAUCUACGCCUGCCAACGUUUUACCGGCACACUUCUUGUUCUGUUAUUUGAUUAAAUCACCUUUAAAAAAUGUUCGGACUUGUUAGUAGACCAGCAAGGAGGAUUGGACAGACGUUGUCCUAUCUACAGAGACACAAUAGUACCUUGAUAGUGGCAGAGCACAACAAUGAGAGUCUUGUACCCAUAACCCUCAAUGCCAUUUCGGCUGCUAAGAAGGUCGGAGGAGAGAUUUCCUGUCUGGUUGCUGGUACCCAGUGUGCCAAGGUGGCAGAAGAACUUUCCAAAGUUUCCGGUGUAACCCGUAUCUUGGUUGCAGAUAGUGAGGAGUACAAAGGUUUCCUCCCGGAAGCACUUACCCCGCUUCUUUUGGCCACUCAAAAACAAUUCAACUUCAGCCACAUUGCAGCAGGUGCAUCCAGCUUUGGGAAGGGACUGCUACCCCGGCUGGCGGCUAAGCUCGACGUCGCCCCCAUCUCUGAUAUCAUCGAUGUCAAGGGUCCAGACACAUUUGUAAGGACAAUUUAUGCAGGCAAUGCUAUCGCUACAGUGAAGUCUCUAGAUGCCCUCAAGAUCUUCAGUGUGAGGGGAACGGCAUUCGAACCGGCAGAAGCCACAGGAGGGGCAGGGGCAUCAGAGCAAGCCCCUGCCUGUGAUGCCAAGAAUGACCAAUCAUCAUGGGUCAGCCAGUCAUUAUCCAAGAGUGAUCGGCCAGAACUGACCAGUGCAGAAACAGUCAUCUCUGGAGGGCGGGGCAUGAAGAGCGGUGACAACUUUGAACUCCUGUACACCCUUGCCGACAAGAUGAACGCAGCCGUGGGUGCAUCCCGCGCAGCCGUCGAUGCCGGGUUCGUUCCCAACGACAUGCAGGUCGGACAGACUGGCAAGAUCGUCGCUCCACAACUAUACAUAGCCGUUGGUAUCUCUGGUGCAAUUCAACAUUUGGCUGGUAUGAAGGAUAGCAAGACUAUCGUCGCUAUCAACAAAGAUCCUGAAGCACCCAUCUUCCAAGUUGCUGACCUCGGACUCGUAGCUGAUCUUUUCAAGGCUGUUCCAGAAAUGACAGAGAUGUUGGAUAAGUAGAGGUGACAUCGACCCAGCUCGAAUCAGUGUCGUCUAUGAGAACUCCCCGGAAUACUUGUUCAACAUUCAUGGCCGGGGCGUGUAUCCACAAACUGCCCAUGUCAAGACUGUAUAGUUAAAGGAAUACCUUAUGCCGUGGAUCAUCUUGUGCACUGGGCAAUCACUGUGAUCUGAUAUCCUCAAUUUAUUUCACGUAUUGGCAGAAUGAACACUAAUGAAAAUAAAUUUCAGUGAACAUGAACCAAUUCAUCAGACUAUGAGCUACAAUGUAGGAUGUAAUUUGCCAGCAGACACUGUAUAUCACUGUAAUUAUUAAAUCCAUAUGAUAAUUCUUUAAUACCUGGUGUACAGAUUAAAUGAAGAUAUUGAUAACACAACUACAUGUAUAUGUAUUGAAUUUAUUUGAAAAAAGAUAAUGAAAUGUUCUUUUUAAAUAUGAUAUAUUUGAUUAAUUUGUCUACACUACCAUUCACAAUGCUUUUAACUCACUAUUACAAUAUAAAAGCACUGAUCAAUUGAUUUGGUUCACUGAACCUUUUUUUCUCUGCUUUAUAGUGUUAUAGUGAGUUAAAGACUUGUGACUUGUAGUGCAAUAGAGCUCACUUAUUAAAUCAAACACAUUAGCAGGUUAAUAAUUGUUAAGUUUCUGUUGCUUAAUAUGGCAAUUGAGUAUGAUAGGAAUAACCCCACCAGGAUAUCUGAAAGAAUGCCAUAAUGAAUGACCUUGUGAUGAUAAGCUUCUAUACAGAUUCAGCUGAAAGAUAAUGGGUAAUUCCAUAAUGUAGUCAACCAUUUGGACUUCUAUUCCCCCAUUUUCCCAUGUAUACUUCACUCCACAAUCUCAUAAUUCAAAAGCAUUAUGAAUGCACUCUUUAUGAUAUGAACAAGAAAAUGGAGACAUUUCAGGAAGGUCAUGCUUAUACAUGAAGUAGUUGAUCAUGGUUGGACAUACAUACUUUGUAGAAUUGCCCUGGAAACGACUGAUGACAUUAAAAAUCGUGUCUGAAGGAUUGAGAAGAUUAGAAUAUACGAAGAAACGUGGUAGAUUUUAUACCUGUAAUUAGAUGAAUACAUAUAAAUGUACAAAAGAAUUCCUAUCUCUGUUAUAUUCUGAACAUAUCUCAAUACUUCUGUCACCGUUACUGUCUUCUCAUGGGUUUACGCAUUCUUUAAUUUAAAUAUAUUUUCUGUAAAUCUAUUAUUUGUGGAAGAGAAACUUUUUACAUGUUCAAUGAUAAAGUAUUGGAUGUUAUCCAUGUAUAAAUUUAUUAUCUGUGGUUGUGUUUUGCACAAAAUGAAUAUUCCUGUGAUGUUGGAUGAAGGAUGAUGUGUAGUAAUAUGUUGAUAAAGAUAUGAAUUAAAAAAAUAUGAAAUUUUACCUCAAAUUCUUUAUCCUUUGCAUCUCAUUUGGUUACCGAUUUCAUUUUCAUGUUUGACUGGUAUAUACAUGUCAUUUGAAAUAGCCUAACAUUAUCCAAAAUUUGAAUACAAGGAAGUUGGUUUUGACAUGGCUAUUUCAGACAUGGUUUUUAUUGGAGAGGGAGGUCAAUUUACCCCCCCCCCCCUUUGGGUCUAAAAUAAUUGGGCAGACUACAAGAAAGUAAUGAGCAUUCUAUUGAGAUUCUCCCAUUGGCAAUUCUACCACAAAUCUUUACGUCAUGCAUGGACAACCUUCCCCUUCAUACACUGAAAAUAUACGCCAACAUAUGAAUAUUGAUAUAAACAUGUACAACUGACCAAGACAAACUAUCAAACUACUCAAGAAUUUCAUCAUAGUUUUUAAAAAGUACAUGAACAUUUUAUUUCUGCUAUGACAUUAACUAUCCACAUUCAUGAGUUUGAUCAAGGCCCGUCUUACAAAGAGUGACGAUUGAUCCAAUCCAUCGUAACUCUAUGGGAAUCCAUCAGUGUCAUAAUUUUUUCUACAGGAAAUUUGCACAAUGUCCUUCGUAAACAAAGAAGCACAGUGAAUUUUCAAGAAAACAAUGAAUGCAUGAAUAUGUCAAAGCUAGAAAAUACUUUGAACAUGCAUAGUAGAUGUUGUUGCUGGCCGUCCAUAGUUGCGAUUGAUUGGAUCGAUCUCAACUCUUUGUAAGAUGGGACCCCUGAUGUGAAGGGAUAGACAGUAAAAUAAUCUCAGUUAAUACAUGUGUGAUAGUUGAAACUCGGUUCAAGAAAAGUAAGUAAAUUGAACAUGAUAUACAAAGGGAAAUACAUCUGUGACUUGGCUUGAUACAUCUAUUUAUUUCCUCCCAUGAGGGGAUUAACUUUCAUUUUCUAUCCCUGUAAUUCCAAAGUUAUCAAUAAUUAAGAAUGAAAAAUAAAAUGCAUGGCAGGGGAGACACCUAUAUACAUGUACACCAAUUGCUUAAGGAGUUCUGUGAUAAUCAUUCCACAUAAUAAUUCAAUAAUUACAUCAUUCAGCCUGAAUUAUAUAACCUUACACUUAUUACCAAAUUGUAUGAUCAAAGCCUGAUAACCAAAAUGGCAAUAAUACUAAGGUGUAGUGUAAGAGUACAUAUAAAAUUCAAUCGUCUAGAUUUUACUGUCAAAAUUCAAAGCAACGGUCAGUUUCAUUCAGUUUGAGCUUCGUAAUAAAGGCGAUAAUGGCAAAUUUUGCAAUGACUGUACCUUUCCUGAUAUAGCAGCAUACAGAAGCAACACAUUUCUAUGAAAGUAUCCCUUCAUAUGCCUUUUUAACCCUUGCUUUUCAAACAGAGAAUCAUGGGUUCAAAACCCAGCCACAUCGUCCCAGCAAGAUAUUGAUAAUUGUCCUGCUCUCGACCCAGGUGAGGUAAAUGGGUACCUAGCAGGAUUGAUUCCUUGAAUACACAUCUAUUCCCCUAUAGCAGAUGGAGCUUAAGCCGGGAAGAUAUAUCCUGCGGCAUUGAAUAACUAGACAAUCGGCACCUCAUAAAUGCUAUAUAUUUUUAUGAAUCAUAAAAUUGAUCUUCAUACAUAUUCAUGAUUGAACUUUCUUCUAGACUAACGCUAAGGCACAUAAAACCCAGACAAAAAUUUGUUUGACAUGCUAUACUGCCCUCACUCGAGCCCAAGUAUGUAGGUUUUAUUUUCAAUGAAUGUUGCUUCACAUUAAUUAAUCAAACUAAUAGACACUUCUUCCUAUUAAAAUGUUGUAUUUUUAUUGAUAAGUUUCUUUGUAUUCUUUUGAAUUACCAAACAUUAUGAAACCAAAAUCAUCACCCUAAUUUUUUUUCUUGUUUUAAAAUACAUUUAUUAACUUUAAAAUGUAAUACAUUUUCCAAAUCUCAAGUAUGAACUUAUAUUAACCAAGUUCAGAGAUUGAAUCAUACAUUGAUUCUUGAUUUCAAGAACUCCAAAGGAAAUUGAUAUUAGACUAUUCAUAAGCAUCGGUGUGUAUAGGUGCAUACCAUUUGGCAUGUGCUUUACCUGGACUUCUGCUUGAAAAUAAGACGCAUUCACGCUAAUGUGAAACACCAACUAUAACGAACAUAGAGGAGUGUGAACACAGAGGCCAAAUAUAUUGCAAAAAAAGUGAAUGUAAAUAUAAUUAACAUAAAGGGAAGAAAGUCACAGACUGCAUUGAACUACGGGAUAGCAUCAGAAUUUACAUGAACAGUGCUAACUGCACAAACCAAAGUCACCGUAAUAAUAAUAAAACAUUGUAAGAUGUAAAGCAAAAUACAUCAGGAUACUCAUUGCAAAACAAAAGAACCAACAUUAUUUGAUUCA
Lytechinus variegatus (green sea urchin) is the source of this 4800-nucleotide messenger RNA. Its product is annotated as electron transfer flavoprotein subunit alpha, mitochondrial-like. The record is from RefSeq and is a predicted model, not a curated record. The coding region runs from base 76 to 1086 and encodes 336 amino acids. Gene Ontology annotation, molecular function: electron transfer activity; flavin adenine dinucleotide binding. The transcript has 8 exons. Gene Ontology annotation, cellular component: mitochondrion. NCBI's taxonomy places the organism in Eukaryota, Metazoa, Echinodermata, Echinoidea, Temnopleuroida, Toxopneustidae.